Molecule: messenger RNA, 1938 nt
Organism: Aethalodelphis obliquidens (Pacific white-sided dolphin)
Lineage: Eukaryota; Metazoa; Chordata; Mammalia; Artiodactyla; Delphinidae
Gene: H4C14
Product: H4 clustered histone 14
Exons: 1
Coding region: 24-335 (103 amino acids)
Cellular component (GO): nucleosome
Molecular function (GO): protein heterodimerization activity; structural constituent of chromatin; DNA binding
Source: RefSeq, a predicted model, not a curated record
GGUGUUUUCAGAUCUCGUUCGCUAUGUCUGGAAGAGGGAAGGGCGGCAAAGGCCUGGGCAAGGGUGGCGCUAAGCGCCACCGCAAGGUUUUGAGAGAUAACAUCCAAGGUAUCACCAAGCCCGCCAUCCGGCGUCUUGCUCGGCGCGGGGGAGUCAAGCGCAUCUCCGGCCUCAUUUACGAAGAGACCCGAGGUGUGUUGAAGGUGUUCCUGGAGAAUGUCAUUCGGGACGCGGUCACCUACACGGAGCACGCCAAGCGCAAGACGGUCACUGCCAUGGACGUGGUGUACGCGCUCAAACGGCAGGGACGCACCCUGUAUGGCUUCGGAGGCUAAGCUGCAGCUUCUGUGCUACGUGACAAUCUCAAAGGCCCUUUUUAGGGCCAACCACCCAGUCAUCAGAAGAGCUAGACACCUGCCUGAAGUAUAGGUAACUUUGAAUUUGGGGGCUGGUUAGUAGUGGGAUCAGGAGUCUAGGAGGUACCGAUGCCCAAAAGUGUUAACAGCCCUGAAAACCCGAGUCACUUACCAAAAGCUGCCUUUCACUUGCCUGCGUCAAUUUUUCCUAGCCUGAGAGGCUAUACGUGCUCCAGAUUUAAAGGAUUUUUCAGUUUGCUUUUGGGCGUGUAUCAUUUGUAAUCGUUGGACCAGACUGGAAAGUGGUGUGUGUGGGUUUCACUUACCAGGUCUACAGUGAGGAGGUGGGCUGGGUGGCUUAAUGCUGUGUGCACGUUGGGUUAUUGUGUCAUUACAGUCUGCUCAAUUGGAAAGGUGCAAAAGCACUAGCAAAACCAAAUCCAGCCACCAACCAUUCAAAACUGAAACAAAUAUAGGUUGUUAGACCAGCGAUGAGCUCAUUAAUACAAUACUUAAGUACAUCUGGAAAUUAUCUGGCUAGUGUAUGGAAAGUAUUUUUAGUUUCCUGUGUUUUUGGUGUUAAAGGCCCCUCACAAUUAUCUGCCGAGAGUAGUGCCUGUGCGUGCACGCGUACGCUACAUUUAAGGGAGAAUUUAGUUUAUGAGGUUUGUCUUUCAGUGAUAACAUUACAAAGAGACAAAUGCAGAAGCAACUAAGUAUGAACCUUAUAUAAAAUCUGAGCAAACUAUAUAACCUUAAUGUGAAAGCAAGACUUCAAGAAACAGUUCGGGUAUGUGACUUUUCCAUUAGGGCCUGUUGUAGCCUAGAGUAAGAGACCGGCAGAAACAUACCCACCAUCAAUACAGAAAGCACAAUUUAAUUUUUGACAAGGCAAAAGUAAAUUCUCCUUUUUAUAUAUAUAUGUGAAGCCAUUCUCUGUACUAUCACUUCUAAAUCGCCUUGAUUUGAAUUGAAAUGUAGAUCCACGCCUCUGGUCCUUAAACCUAAUUAUAGUUUUGCAGCUAUUACAUUUGCAAGGAAAAGAUUUUUUUUAGUGUUCUAUCUAGGCUUAUGAUUUUACAGCUACAUUUGGCUUGUAUGUAGCCAAGAAAAAAUUCUACAGAAGAAAUUCUGUCAGCUCCCCAAAGAUAAGCCAGCUAUUGCAUUAUUGGUCUCCACACUUGGCAGCUCUCAUUAGCAUCAAACGCUUGGUGAGCUAGGUUUAAAACAUGGUGCUUAGCAAUGGAGAUGCCAGAAAGUCAAAGCAUGUGAGACUUGCCUGUAAUAGCUUAUUAUCAGAAUAGGGGAUAAAAAUAAUACAUAAAUACAUACAUAUACAUGCAUACAUACUAACAUACACAGCCCAAAAGUACAUGGUGGCACAUAUUCGGUAUGAUGAGAAACGUAGCCGAUGAUUACUAUAGGAGUCUUAACACUACAGAAGUCACUGGCUGAUGGGAAAUGAGCAAGCUUGGGUGUGGAGGUGGGGCUUGUGUCAGACUGUUAAGAAGGAACUGACAGACUUCCCUGGUGGUCCAAUGGUUAAGACUCGGCGCUCCAAUGCAGGGGGUCUGGGUUCGAU